AGAAAAGGCAAAGCUUCUAGAAAUUCAGAAGAGAAGAAGGAAGAACCAAAACACGAAGAAAGGAAAAUUUUCAGAGAAAGUGAGAGAAAACCCAUCAAUUUUUUUGAGGGAUUGAGAUCCAAUUCUUUUUCUUUCUUUCUUUCUUUCUUAGAUCAAAAACUCAUUGAAAACAACCCACCAUAAUCAACUUGCACAUUACAAUGUCUGUUUUAUCGUCUUCGAUCCGAUCCUGGUUUUGUCGUUGAUUUGAGCACGAAAAGCUUGAUUCUUUUCGUUAUUUUGUGAAAUCCCUAUCAAUGAUUUCGAACCCAAAUUUCAUUUUCUAUACCUGCAUUGCCAGGGGACCAAUAAUUCUCGCUCAGUAUUCCUCCAAGGAACCGGGGAUUGAAUCCUUGGCACAAAGAUGCAUUGAGGAAACUCCACCUAAUCAUUCUCUGUUCUCUCAUACCGUCAAGAAAAGAACCUAUACCUUCUUAAUCGAUGACCCUUUUGCCUAUUUUGCUAUAUGUGAUGAAAACCUCGACAAAUCAGAGUCUAUUUGGUUCUUGAAUCGCCUAAAACGUGCCUUAGAGGAGUUGCUUCAGAAGGGGUUAAUCCUGGGUAGUGAUAAUUUUUGUCUCCAGUCGCUAUUCAAUCCAGUCUUCUGCGAGAUGAUGGCGUUGGAUUCGGAGUUCGUGACAUCUCCCAGAAGUGAAUCUAAAGAUUCAAAAGGAAAGAAAUCUGGGAUGGCUCCGUUGCUAGGGAAUCCCAUUAAAGGAUUAAAGAAGAAGAGGAGAUUGUCUGCAGAGGCUAAUGGAGAUUUGAAAGAUGGCGGUGUGGAAAGUACGAUGGAUGCUAGUUCUGAUAGUAAUGGUGUGUCUAGAGACUUCCGGGUUUGUCUGCAAAAGGGUGGCAGUUUUUUUGCCCGGGAUGGACAAAAAGCAAAGCAAAUUUGGAGGAAGCAUGUUAUGGUGGUAUUGUUUUUGGACUUGGCUGUAUGUGCUGCGUUGUUUGGGGUAUGGUUGUAUGUUUGCAGAGGCUUUCAGUGUAUUAAUGCUGACGGUUGAACCUCUGUUUCUUUUGGGAAGUGUUUGAUAUGAUUGUGUAGUGAGCUGUUCUUGAAUCUUGGGCACAAGUUCGUGGAGAAUUCUUGGAACAAGUCCUAUUUUGUUGGCUCAAUGUACUCCAAGGGGGGGUGAAUUGGAGUUCUUGUUUUCAAGGAUGCAAUUCUUGUUUCCACUGAUACUUCUCUUAGUUUCUCUUGUGAACUCGUUGGUUACAGGAGAAGUAAUAGCAUUUUAGCGCGUAUCUUUCAGUUCCUGAAAUGCCCAUGUCAUGUAAUUUAUCAAAUUGUUUAUAUAUACAGGCUCUUGUUUAUCCUGUAGGUAUUUUUCUGAUGUUCUUGUCUCUAUUAUAAUGAAGUUAAUUGGUGAUG
Molecule: messenger RNA, 1414 nt
Organism: Rubroshorea leprosula
Lineage: Eukaryota; Viridiplantae; Streptophyta; Magnoliopsida; Malvales; Dipterocarpaceae
Source: the annotation of a GenBank genome assembly